CCAGGUCCCUCCCAGCCUCCCCCGCUCCUCACGAUGGCGGCGGAGGCUCCGCAGGGCGCGGGCGGUGCGCGGUAGUUCCGCCGUUCCUAUGGGGCUCUGCGGCCUCCCGGGGCCUCUCUCCCGCCGCCUCUGCGCCCUGUUCUGCGCCCUGUUCUGCGCGCUGGGCUCCGCGGCCGCGGCGGUGGCGAACGAGGAGAGGAGGUCGGCCAUCCCAGUGGCUGCCACCCCCUGCUGGAGGGUGGAGGAGUUCGUGGUGGCCCAGGAGUGCAGCCGCUGCUCCAGCUUCCAGGCAAAGACAAUCCCCGAGUGUCACCCCACGGGUUUCAUCGAGAAGAUCAACUGUGCCACGUCCAAGAGGGGGGAAUUUAAGAGCUGCCGCUCAGCGGUGCUGGAAGCUCACGUGUUUUGGAGGUUCGUGGGGAGCAUGAUGGGAGUGGCUGCAGUUUUUGGGGUGCUGGUUGUCUGUCGCCAACGGGUGCUGGACAGGAAAGCCCUGGAAAAAGUCCGGAAACAAAUCGAAUCCAUCUGAACCCAAACCUGAAGCUGAACCCCCUUUUCCUCCUCCCUUUUUCCCCCCGGGGUGUUCCCCAAAAGGGGAAGGGGGUGGGGGAGGUAAUAAAUGCUGAUUUUUUGUUG
Messenger RNA from Calypte anna (Anna's hummingbird), 636 nucleotides. It is a transcript of the gene JTB, whose product is annotated as jumping translocation breakpoint. NCBI's taxonomy places the organism in Eukaryota, Metazoa, Chordata, Aves, Apodiformes, Trochilidae. The transcript is spliced from 5 exons. Gene Ontology annotation, biological process: mitotic cytokinesis. The record is from RefSeq and is a predicted model, not a curated record. Gene Ontology annotation, cellular component: centrosome; membrane; midbody. The coding region runs from base 89 to 529 and encodes 146 amino acids.